This is a messenger RNA of Rubroshorea leprosula, 1620 nucleotides long. The record is from the annotation of a GenBank genome assembly. NCBI's taxonomy places the organism in Eukaryota, Viridiplantae, Streptophyta, Magnoliopsida, Malvales, Dipterocarpaceae.
CAGUUUAGUUUUUAUUUUAUUUAACUGAGAAAUUAGAAAUGAUUUCAGGCUCGAAAAUGAUUUCUUUUGAAACUGCAGUUCUCAACAACAGUAGGGUCAGGAACAUUAACCCAUUUGAAGGCCUCAAUUGUUGCUUGCUUAAUCUAUUUCAUAGGAGCAGCCUUUGCAAGCAAAAGACUAUCAAUACCCUAUUUUCUGACUUUCUGAAACAGAGUCAGCCCUCUGAAGGCUUCUUAAUGUGGGGUUUGGUAGUUGUUCUAGUCACUUUAACAUUAUGGCUAGUGCUUGCUACAUACUUGGACUUACCGGUAUCAUCUCAGCAAUCAACACAGGGUGCCCUGCUAGGAACCAUGCUUUUAGCUGAAGGUUUCAACUACUCUUGUCGAACAAGCUAUAUGCAGCUAACGAAAAAUGAAAAUCACAAUUUUAAUCGUGGAGGAUUGCUCUGGAUAUUUCUUGAAUGGACUGUGGCUCCAUUGGUUGCCUUUGUCAUCGCGUAUUUGUUCUUUGUGGUCUUGAAGACUUCCCUUCUUCGCCAUGAAAAUGCAGAGAAAGGGGUUCUUGUUUUCCUCCCUAUUGACUAUGGAAUAUCUUCAGGGUUACUCUGCCUCUUCAUCAUGUCUGAGGUCCUAGGGAACUUUAUAAAUGUGAAUGUACUGGCUGCUACAGUGGCUGUUGUGGCGGCUACCUUGAUUGGAGCAAUAUUGUCCUUGUUUGUGGUGGUUCCUUUGGCUAUGAAGAAACUUGAUGCUGCCAAAACUUAUAAGAGUACUACCAAUGAAAACACAUUAAACAACGAAUGUCUAGAGAAAAAUCAAGAACCUCAAGAGCAGUAUGGGGACUUAAAAAUGGACGAGGAGGAUGUUGAAGAAAUUUUGAGGGAUUUCAUGCAGAUGAGAGUUCAAUCUGUUCCAGAGUCUGCUACCACCAAAGACCAAUCUACACCAUUUAACCAGGUGUUGGGGUCUAGUCCAAACAUGUUGGUCCAGAGAAGAAACUGUCAGAGGAUGGAAAAACCAAGACCAUUUGAAAAUGUAGUUAAAUUCAUCAGGGAUAUCACAAAAUCCACAAUUCACCCUGUCAUUGAGUAUGACAGACACACCCUAAUCAGGCAUGUCUUAGCUGAAAAAUAUGAUGAAAUGGAAGACUGCUUCAGCUAUCCACAAAUUCUAGCAUCAUGCACCUUUGCCUGCCUUGGUGGGAAGCUGACAUACAUCAGCAACUCUAGAGGACUGAUGGCACGGUUGGCAACCGUGGCAGCAAUGAUCAUGGUCAGUAGGAUCAAACUUCCUGUUUCGAGUAUUCAUGCUUUCAUUGGAUUGUUAGUAGGAGUUGGGAUGGCAGAUGAUGUUAGGAAUGUGAACUGGAAACUGGUGGGAAAGUACUUAUGUGGGUGGGUGAUGACAAUAGUGUUUUGUUGUGGAGUUGCUCAUGUGAUGUUCUCAGCAUCCAUACACACUCCAGCCUAUGUGAUGCCCUGAGCUUCCAUGCUAGCAGGAGAGAUACCUUCACUGAUUGUGUCCUUUUCUGAAAAAAAAGAAAAAAAAAAGGAUUUUUCCAUUCAAAUUAGAAGGUUUUCAUUCCAAAUCAUAAUCAUCAAAAUCAAAUAUCAGAUUCAGA